GCCAAGGCCUGUUUGUAGACGAAUGAGACUGUAUAAAUAAGCGAGACAUUUAUCAGUUGUUCAGUACAGGUAUAGAAAGCGUCAACUCAGGCCAAGGACUGGAAAAGCUGGAAAUUCGAUCAAUAUACUUCAAGCACCGCCCACAGUCCACUGGUUAAAUACGCUACCGUGUGAUCCUGUCUGGAAGAUCGUGGAUUUAACGCCAGUACAACCGCAAGGAAAGCGACGCUAUGACGUUCCUUUACAGUUUCUUCAUCGUUGCUCUGAUGACUUGUUCGGUAGCUUCUACAUCACAUGAACAUGGCUUCAGGGUCAGAGGACGCUGCGAGCCUGUGCCACCUUUCUGCCAGAACUUGACAAACGGCGGUAGCUACUCUUACAUGCGACUCCCAAAUGUUUUUAACAAUUUUCAACUCUCGGAAACUGUCGAGGCGAUCAUGCCCUGGGCCCCUCUCGUCGGAAAGUGCCAUUCUGGCCUUAAGAUGUUCCUGUGCGCCAUUUACGCGCCGAUUUGCCUGUAUGAUAAAGAGAAAGGAGACUAUGUCAACAUCAAGCUGUGCAAGUCGUUUUGUGAGAGCGUGAGAAAGAGCUGCGAGCCCGUGAUGAGUAGUUAUAAUUAUACAUGGCCAAGUCACGAUGCCUUCAAUUGCACGGGGUACAUGGACAAUCUUAUGUGCGUUCGAGAAGACUUCGUUUCGACCCCAAAGCCUCCUCCUCCAGUCAAAGACGUAAUUUGUGACCCAGAUUUAAACAACGAUGCUGUCCUUCAGAAUAAAGCUUGUAGGAGUGACUUGGUUAUUCGCGCAGAGGUGUUGGGAACACGAGAAUCAAAAGGUGACAGCUCCUACACUUUGAUCAAAAUCAAGAGGCACAAGAAAUCUGCCAGGCAAGGAUCCCGCAGCCAGAGAAAGACGAAGAAAGCUGUCGAAAGCGUCGACCGUGUGCUGCUACCAAGAAAAGGCUGCAAGAACGUGGCGGGAAGAGUGAAGAAAGAGGUUACACACUUGAUAAUACUUGACAGGAAAAUAGGAAAGAAGACAAAGUACAUCGUAAAGGCCAUUGUGCCAUGGAAGUCCAAGCGACAUAGAAAAAUCAUGAGGCAGAGAGGCAACUGCAAAUAACUGAGCAAUUUCCAGAAAGUUCGUGUGGAUAAAAUUUGACAAAUUCAGGACUCAUUCUGGAACAAAUCUUCUUCCUACAGACUGAAACUAGAUUCAAUGUUUUGAUUCUGUCUGCUUGGGAUAUUUUUGACCAAAUACAAGAGGAAGUUUUAAUGUUUUGGCCUUUAAGGACUUGUCAGUGACCAAAUAUUUAUCUACACGACUGAGAAAUUUCGCCGAAUGUGUAACUCGGUUAAGAAAUCCUGUAGUUUUUCAGACACCCACGAUUCUCAGUUCAUUAGAAGAGUAGUUUUCAAUUAAAAGGCAGAGAACAAUAAGCCUUUUUGCUCUCGAAUGAUUACAUUUUAAACCUUUUUUAAAAUAAUUUGAACCUAUUUCAAUACAACUUGUAAUAGACAAUCCAAUAUAUCUAAUGAAGUGGACUUGUCGCCGUAAACGUGCUUUUGCUAAAUUUGAUGAUGUACUGUUGGAAUGCUUGAUAUGCUUUGUAUUCGAAUUUUUUUUCUGUAGUCGUUGAACCAUUGAUAUGUGCCUACGUUGUGCACCACGUAAAAUUCGUGUUACUUUGUGAGAUUUUUAUCUGUCACGUUUAGUUAUCAGUUCAAUUAUAUGAAAAAGAGGCAUACUACGUCAUGUAAGUUAACCCGAACAUCCUCGGUAAAGUCACCAAGCGCUUGUCUCUGCGAGGGCUAUGUUUGGCAAUGUCGUAAUUUACCUCAUAAGUUUAUCUUCCAGUAAAGAAAACAUAGCAUUUAUCGCACAGUAGAUAAAUUAGUUAUUUUGUAUGUAAUUUGUAAGCACAUGGUGCUAAAGCCUUCUAGUACUAAAGGCACUUUUAUCCAUAAAUUAAUAUAACCAUUUAGAGAAAGA
This is a messenger RNA of Pocillopora damicornis (cauliflower coral), 1991 nucleotides long. Its product is annotated as secreted frizzled-related protein 5. Gene Ontology annotation, biological process: canonical Wnt signaling pathway; non-canonical Wnt signaling pathway. Gene Ontology annotation, cellular component: plasma membrane. Gene Ontology annotation, molecular function: Wnt receptor activity; Wnt-protein binding. The record is from RefSeq and is a predicted model, not a curated record. NCBI's taxonomy places the organism in Eukaryota, Metazoa, Cnidaria, Anthozoa, Scleractinia, Pocilloporidae.